CUGAAUAGCAUAGAACGAAUGUCUGUAUGUGUGAGCAGGAGGUCUAAGCUUCCGAGGACUGUGCAAACUGAUGUAAAAUUUGUUUCUGUUGUGAGUUGUGACUUAUGUUGCGUGCGACAGUCGCAGGUAUCGCUAUUACUGUGAUCACGAUCAGUUGCAUUAGCCGUAUAUUUUGUGAUGAUUAGAUUGUAUAAAUUGUGUUUUUAUGACAUUUGCAUUUCACUGAUAAUAAAAGAGUGAAAAAUUAAAUAUACAAUUUUACUGUUGUGUUGAGUGAAUAAGUGACAAAAUGGUAUAUUUUUGUCAAUCAACGAAGUCGACGAUCCUAUGUAUAGUUCCCCGAUCUUUACAAUAUUAGGAGCCAUUUACACAUGGCGAGAAGUCACGUAGGCAUUAGUGAUUUUUAAACGUGGGAUUUUAAAUUGUGAUCUAUUUCUGACGGUUACUAUUAUUAAUGUAGUUCUCAGAAACAUGGAUAGCAAAAAUAUCCAAAAAAAUGCAAUGCAGAAAAGUGCUGAAUUUACUUUCACUCCUCCACCGGAGGCGCCCAUAUUUGAGCCUACGGCUGAAGAAUUUAUGGAUCCUCUGGGAUACAUCGCUAAAAUUCGUCCCGUCGCAGAAAAAACGGGCAUAUGUAAAAUAAAGCCACCUGCUCGUUGGCAACCACCUUUUUCUCUAGACGUAGAUAAAUUAAAAUUUGUACCACGGAUUCAAAAAGUUAAUGAGUUGGAAGCCAUAACACGCUUGAAACUAUUGUUUCUCGAAAAAAUCUUAAAAUUUUGGGAAUUACAAGGAUCUCCACUAAAAAUUCCUAUGAUUGAAAACAAAACGUUAGACUUGUAUUGCCUAAAAUUUUGGGUAGAUGAGGAAGGAGGCUUUGAAAAUUGCAAUAAUCCCAAAAAAUGGCGAAAGAUAGCUAAUACAAUGGGUUACAGUCAGAGUACAAUAACAAUGAACUUUCUUAAAAGUAAUUAUGAAAAGAUUCUUCUCCCUUACGAAAUAUUCGAAAAAAGCAAAGCAGAUAUUUUAAAGACUGUUAAAAAGGCUGAAACAAAAACUGAAAUUAAAGAUGAAAAUGAAACUGGGAAGCAAUUAUUCAAGGAAAUAUCAAUAGAAUCCAUAACAAAACUAAGAAAUGAAAAUGUUACUGAUGAGAAACCUCAUACAAGCAUUAAAAAAGCAAAGACAGGUUCAGAUAUUAAACCUGAUCAUGACAGUGGAAAAAUUAAAAUGGACUUUGAGGAAAUCAAGCGUAACAGAGAAUUAAGGAAACUAGCUUGUUAUGGACCAGGGCCAAAAAUGCCGGGGCUGAACGAUGAGGAGUUUGAUAUCACUAAAUCAAGAAAGAGACCCAGAUAUGAUUUAGAUCCAUUGGCUAUAUAUAUUUGUGCUAUUUGUCAAAAAGAUCACAGGGAUGACUUACUAUUGAUUUGUAAUGGAUGUUCAGACACAUAUCACACAUUCUGCCUCAAGCCCCCACUUAGUGUGGUGCCUGACGGUGACUGGCGUUGUCCUUGUUGCAUUGCUCAAGAAGUCCAUAAGCCAGCUGAGGCUUUUGGGUUUGCUCAAGCAGAAAGAGAAUAUACCUUGCAACAAUUCGGUGAAAUGGCAGAUAAAUUUAAAUCUGACUAUUUUGGAAUGUCUGGUCAUUUAGUACCAACAAAUGUUGCAGAAAAAGAAUUUUGGAGGAUCAUAUCAUCAGUAGAAGAGGAUGUUACUGUGGAAUAUGGUGCAGAUUUGCAUUCUAUGGAUCAUGGGUCUGGCUUUCCAACAAAAUCAUCACUUAAUUUAUACCCUGGUGAUCAAGAAUAUGUUGAUUCAGGAUGGAAUUUGAACAACUUGCCAGUAUUAGAUGGUUCUGUUUUGAGAUUUAUUAACGCUGAUAUAUCUGGUAUGACGGUUCCAUGGAUGUAUGUUGGUAUGUGUUUCUCAGCAUUUUGUUGGCACAAUGAAGAUCAUUGGAGCUAUUCAAUUAAUUAUUUACAUUGGGGUGAAGCAAAAACUUGGUAUGGAGUACCAGGGAAUGGAGCAGAGCUUUUAGAAAAUGCAAUGAAAGCAGCAGCACCUGAUCUUUUUAAAUCACAACCAGAUUUGCUACAUCAACUGGUUACCAUAAUGAACCCCAAUAUAUUAAUGGCAGCUGGAGUACCAAUAUAUAGAACUGAUCAGCAUGCUGGCGAAUUUGUUGUAACAUUUCCCAGAGCAUAUCAUGCUGGAUUUAACCAGGGAUACAAUUUUGCUGAAGCUGUCAAUUUCGCUCCUCCUGAUUGGCUCAAAAUUGGUCGUGACUGUAUAAUGCAUUAUAAAAAUUUGAAAAGGUUUUGUGUAUUCUCCCAUGACGAACUUAUAUGCAAAAUGGCACUAGAAGGUGAUCGUCUAGAUUUAGACACUGCUCUGGAAACUCAGAAAGAACUAGUACAUGCAACUGAAGAGGAGGGUAGAUUAAGAGCGUUGAUUGCUAAAAAUGGAUUGAAAAAUGUCCGCAGGACGGCUUUUGAGCUUCUUGGCGAUGAUGAAAGGCUCUGUGAAAUAUGCAAAACCACUUGUUUUUUGUCUUCUCUAUCAUGCGAGGAUUGCAAACAUAUGGCUUGUCUACAACAUGCCAUUUCUGAAGAAUUUUGUCGAUGUGCUUUAAAUAAAAAAACAUUGUUUUACCGGUAUGAUAUGGAUGAACUGCAUAUCAUGUUACAAACGAUUGAUUUCAGAGUAAACAGUUUUGACAAAUGGAUGACUGAAACUAAAAAUAUUCUGUUGCCAACAGCUCCGGAUAUUGGCAGACUCCAAAAAUUAAAACUUUUAGUAGAUGAAGCCGAGGAACUUAAAAUACCAAAGUGUACAUUACUAACUCAGCUUAAGGAAGAAUACACUAAGGCUACAGAUAAUGUAGAACCUAUAGUUAUUGAGUUAGAUGAUGAUUAAAUAUAUGCUUCAAAGAUGGACCGAGCAUUAGUACAAAGUAAAAAAAAAAAACAUUUAUUUUUUAUUUAUAUAAUAUCAUGAGCGGAAAAGUAAAAUGCAUUUUAGUAGCUGUACAAGUCAAUAGUUUUGAGGAUUCAUAAUUAUGAGUACUGCCUCUCAUUCAUGUUCAACAACAAUGAUUACUAAUUUAAUCUAGCAUAAUUUAGUCUUUGCAAAUACCAAAACUGUACCUACUUAUACAGACACUGAAUUGCAUUUUAGUGAUUUUGCCAUUUAACAAAUGAUAUGUAUGUGAUGGACUAGUUAGUAAGUUACUGAUAUGAUUAUUUUAUAUCAUCACAAUAAAUAGCAGCUGGAUUAAAAUAUACAUUCAUUUUGUAUAAUGUGAAUAGUAUACAUUAUGUACUCUAAGUAUAAUGUAUAACAUAAUUAUAAAAUAGUUCUAAAUACUUAAUGUCUGUGUAUUAAACAUUUUAUAUCUAAAACAAUUAUUAGAAUUUUGGAAGUGAUGUUAAGAGUCCCACCGUUUUGAAUAAGAUGUUUCAUUUAAUUAAGAAGCAAGUAUUUAAUUUUGAAACAUAGUAAUAGAAAAUAUUAUUACUAUUGUUCCCUAUGAUAAAUUUGAUCUCAUUGAGUACUCUGGUACUGAAAAUUAAAGUUGAUAUAUUGUGGGAUUAACAUUCAUUAAUUAUACACUUGAGUCAUAUUUUGACUUCAAUUAUUUCUUUCUAUGAACAGAAAAGGCCUAGUACUUGCUAAGUAAUCGCCUUGUCUUGCCUUGCCUUUUUUUAAACCUAACAGUUAUGCAACAAGCGACACAUUUUUUCAAAGUUCUGGAAUGCUGUAUGCAGUGAGUUUAAUAAUAAUCCCAUAAUGUAAUUAAUUGUCUUCUAGUGCUAUCAGUUUCAAAAAUUGAUGUAAAAAUAUUACAGAUCCUGAAAGUUUAUGAAAAAGAUUAAACCCAAUUAGCACCAUAAGACACUAGAAUAAGCUUGUAUUUCUGAGGUUAGGAUUAACUUACUAAGUACCUUAAAUUUAGUGUAAAAUGAGGCUAUGAUUAAUGAGAUGUAUAUAUAAUGGGAAUAUAUUUCAUAGCAACUUAGGCAGUAUUCCUAUUUAUUGUAAAUUAAAAUGUAGUUUACACAGUACUAUGGUCUUGAAUAAUUAUUAUGUUGACCACAAAUGAAGAUUUAUUCCAUUAUUGAGGGUAAUAAAACAGUUCAAUUAUAAGUAAAUUUUAAUUAUUGACAGGAUUCUACUACACAAUUUAACUUUGAUGUGAUUUCUUUUCAUUGACUAUAUACAUGUUUGUUCUGUGAAAUUUUGCAUGACAAAAUUUUGUAUAUGAUUGCUGCAAAUGCACACACUUGUAGGUAUACAUAUUAUGAAAAUUAAAAAAAAUAUUGGACUAAUAUUAAUUAUCUUUGGUUUAAAAGAUAUUAUUUAAAAUGAAAUAUUGUGACUAUUUCCUAGUGAUGUUUGUGUUCAUGUUUUGAAUUUGAGAUUUAACGAUUGUAUGUGAGCAAAACUUUCCAUAAA
Molecule: messenger RNA, 4458 nt
Organism: Vanessa atalanta (red admiral)
Lineage: Eukaryota; Metazoa; Arthropoda; Insecta; Lepidoptera; Nymphalidae
Product: lysine-specific demethylase lid-like
Exons: 1
Coding region: 472-2919 (815 amino acids)
Biological process (GO): chromatin remodeling
Cellular component (GO): nucleus
Molecular function (GO): histone demethylase activity; DNA binding
Source: RefSeq, a predicted model, not a curated record